AUGACCACGAUUGCGAAGACCUUCCAAAUGACUAUUUACCAUGGGUUGGAAAGCGGUUGCCCAGAAACCGACGGAGAAAUGGGUAGCAUCGAUACGAAGCGCAUGCAGGAUGGAAAUCCCUACAAGCUACCGGAAAAGACCUUCCACACGGUUCGUAUCAUUGGAAAGCCUGUAACAGAUGUCCUAACGGAUGGGAAAUAG
Molecule: messenger RNA, 201 nt
Organism: Parastagonospora nodorum SN15
Lineage: Eukaryota; Fungi; Ascomycota; Dothideomycetes; Pleosporales; Phaeosphaeriaceae
Exons: 2
Coding region: 1-201 (66 amino acids)
Source: RefSeq, a predicted model, not a curated record